UCAGAGGCGGCCAGACUGGAAACUGCGAUCCAGAGUGCGAGUCUGGCGCUGUCAGGUGAACUCAGAAGCAGAAACUCCUCUGGAAAAAAACAAAACAAAAAACUUUGAUUUUAUUUUCCCCUGAAGAAAUUGUUUUUGGAGUCUAUUAAACGGACUUAAGUGACGCUCAGGACUUUCAAAAUCAAACGCUCCGGCCUCGUCUCCACAAUGUUCUCCUCUUAUAGGUAGCACUCACUAACAGUGGGCAGUGACGUGGAGAUGUCAGCUCUCACUACCUUGCUGACAGUAUGGUUAUGGAUUCAAGCUGCCUCCGGACAGCGCACUUGUCCAUCCAUUCCUCCCAGGCUGCCGGAUUUCUCUGCAGAAUAUUCCCUCCCUUUCUUCCAAGCCGACAAACCUGUCCAGAACAUCGCAGUGACCAAAGACUCCACGCCCCUACAGAUGUUUGUUGGACUCCAGAAUGCAAUUGUAGCACUCAAUGAUUCUAUGCAAAAAAUAUGGGAAGUGAAAACUGGACCUCUGGGGAGUCCAGACUGUCAGACCUGUCAUAUUUGUCACACAGAACCGGAUCCAGAGGAGUCGGUGGACACAGAGAACGAGGUUCUGCUUUUGGACCCUGAUGCAUUCUACCUACCGUAUUUGUACAUUUGUGGAAGUACCCAGCAUGGAAUCUGUUACUUUAUCGACAUUGCAUCACCAAAACUUGAGCCUAAAUGUUUGUACAGAGAGAAGCAAAACUCUAAAGAUGAUUGCCCCGACUGCCUGGCCAGCCCUCUCGGUACUAAAGCUACCAUAGUUGAAUACGGGAAGACGUCCUACUUUUUUGUUGCGGCCACAGUCAAUGAGAGGGUGGCACAGAUCUACCCGAGGAGGUCAAUAUCAGUGGUUAGGCCGCUGUCCACGGAGGACGGCUUUGACAUGGUCAUGAGUGGCCUGACAGUGCUCCCAGAACUUCGUCAGUCUUACGCCAUCGACUACAUCUACACUUUUUCCACUAAGGACUAUGUGUACUUCCUGUCUCUGCAGAGGGAAAAUCCCUCCAACAGAAACUCAGCUUUUCAGACCCGUCUGGGACGACUGCCCAUUUCUAUCCCAGAGGUGUGGAUGUACAGAGAGGUGGUCCUGGAGUGCCGCUACGAACCAAAACGCAGGCGGAGACGGAGGGAGAGUUUCAGGGACAUCGUGUAUAAUGGGCUGCAGGCGGCACAUUUUGGCCGAGCGGGCUCGGACCUGGCCAAAGAGCUGAGGGUGGAGGCCAGUGAAGAUAUUCUGUACGGGGUUUUUGCAGAGGUGAAUGAGCGCGGGGAGGCGAAGAAAAACUCUGCCUUCUGCGCCUUCUCUUUGUCAAAAGUCAACCAUGCCAUUGAGAUGGGCGUGGAGGCCUGCUGCAAGUCAGGUACAGAGCAGUUAUCCCGAGGCCUCUGCCACUACCAGCCGUGUGAGAGCUGCCCACAUGAGAGCUUUUUGGAGAAUCAAACGUGCAGCGAUAAGCCCACCCUGGUGUUAAAGCCCCACUACAGAGUCGAUCUCUUCAACAACAAGAUGAGAGGCGUUCUGUUUACGGCCGUGCUCGUCAACAUCAUCGGGAACCACACUAUUGGACAUUUUGGUACAUCAGAUGGGCGCAUACUGCAGGUCAUUCUCACACAAUUCAAACCAAAUUUUUUUGCCAACUAUUCACUGGGGAACACUAGCAUUUCCAGGACGGCAACUGUUCACUCAGACGAUUAUCUUCUCUUCGUGGCUGGUAAUAAGAUGUUCAAGGUACCUACGGUGGGACCAGGAUGCACACACUUCUGGACGUGCUCGCUGUGUCUGACCGCCCCAAGUUUCAUGAACUGUGGCUGGUGUUCGGGAAGAUGCUCCAGGAAGCACGAAUGCACCUCUCAAUGGAACAACUACUCUUGCACACCCGUUAUAACCCAGUUUUUUCCUCAAAUGGCGCCGGCUGGUGGCGAGACAGAAGUGACACUUUGUGGCUCAGAAUUUCGCUCUCUUUUGUCGUCGUCGGUCAUUGAUAAUAAAACUCAUGUCAUAACAGUGAGCUCAGGAGCUUCCUGCGCUCUACUGCCUAAUCAGAGAAGUAGUGAACAGCUAGUGUGCAAAAUUCAAGUCAAAGUACCAAAGCAGAACCUCAACAUCACGCUGGAGGUGCACGAGGGUAAAGUUGAGGGCCCCUACUCAAUCGAAGGCACAGCCCAGAUAUCUGGCUUCUCUUCUGUGGAGCCCCACAUAAUGGACAUCAAGCCUGCCUAUGGACCCAUGUUUGGAGGAACCAAAGUUACUCUAAGAGGCAAAUAUCUGAAUUCUGGGAAAAAACGAGAAGUCUUUAUUAAUGAAACAUGCAGCAUAUUAAGAGUUUCUGAGGAACCAGGAGGUCUUUCUUCCAUCAUCUGCCACACGGCAGCCACAAAAAGUGUCAGAGAAGUUCCUGUCAAAGUCGUUAUUGACGGUCUUCAAGUAAAUGCCACAGAGAAGUUCUCCUACAAGAAAAACCCCGUCAUAACCUCAGUGAAACCCCUCUGCAGCUUUCAAAGUGGCUCCAGACUAAUUAUAGAAGGUCAGAAUCUGGACUCCGCUCAUGAAGUGAUAAUCCAAUACACUCCGACCAAUGUCAUCACACAUCCCCUCAAACAUGUCUGCAGCGGUAGGAGAAACGCCACAUACAUGGAGUGUCGGACCCCUCGGUUCCCAGAGGAAAAGGUUGUGGAAAAGUUUGACACGGGAAAAAUUGCUUUUCACUUGGAUGGAAAAAGUCAACCCUGGAGGGAAACGUUUUACUACUACCCAGACGCAGACGUCAUCCCCUUUGAAAACGAGGAGAAAGUCCUGCUUCUCAAACCGGGAGAGACGGAAGUCUCUCUGCAUCACAACAAGCUGAAUUCCGUGUACCACUGCAUGAAGAUCAACAUGAGCAUCGGCGAGGAGUUCUGUGACGUCAAGGUUCUGUCGAAUGAGCUGACCUGCAGGAUCCCCAAAGGUUUGGUCAUUCCCAGCGACGGUUUACCUGUCAAGGUGACGGUGAACGGAAUCGUGUUUGAUGUGGGAACAGUGCACUAUGACAAGAGCAGCAACCUGGUUGUUGUUGUGAGCAUCAUUCUGGGCAUCGUCGCCGCGCUGGUUUUAGGCGCCGGGCUGGCGCUGCUCGUGAUGACUCGUCUGAGGAAGAAAAAGAGAGACAACAAGAAGAACGAUCCCUCAACAAUAUUGCGUAGUCGCUUUAGCAGCCAUCAUGACUCUAUUCCAACAGGCGACUAUCGGCACGAUCUGUCCAAUCAAACAUCAGGCUCAGGAGGAAUGACCUUCCAAGGGUUAUUGUACGCUGCCAGCUACGACCAUCUGGCCGUUCCACUGAUGAACCGGGACAACGUCUCCAUAGUUAGCCUGAGCACCGAUCUGUUGGAGGAGGUCAAAGAUGUGCUAAUUCCCUCUGACAAGCUUAGAAUUGAAGACAGCAAAAUCAUUGGAAAAGGUCACUUUGGGACAGUGUACCACGGAUACCUCGUAGAUAACAAUAAGCAGGAGAUCCAUUGUGCUGUCAAAUCUUUAAACAGGAUCACAGAUCUGGACGAGGUGCACCAGUUUCUCAGAGAGGGGAUCAUCAUGAAAGGCUUCCACCACACCAACAUUCUGUCUCUGCUGGGAAUCAUGCUGCCCAACGAGGGGCUGCCAUUGGUUGUUCUGCCUUACAUGAAGCACGGAGACGUGCGUCAUUUUAUCCGGUCCGAGCAAAGGAACCCGACGGUGAAAGACCUGAUUGGGUUUGGACUCCAGGUUGCUAAAGGAAUGGAGUACUUGGCUCAAAAGAAGUUCGUCCACAGAGACCUGGCUGCACGAAACUGCAUGCUGGAUGAAACAUUUACCGUCAAGGUGGCUGACUUUGGCAUGGCAAGAGAUGUUUACGAUAAAGAGUACUACAGCAUUCAGAAUCACACUCGGGCUAAACUUCCAGUCAAAUGGAUGGCCAUUGAGAGCCUGCAAACACAAAAGUUCACCACCAAGUCGGAUGUAUGGUCGUACGGCAUCUUGAUGUGGGAGCUCUUAACCAGAGGUGCGAGUCCAUAUCCGGAUGUGGACCCAUAUGACAUCACACACUACUUGUUGAAGGGACGUCGACUUCCUCAGCCACAGUAUUGCCCUGAUACUCUGUAUUCAAUCAUGCUGACAUGUUGGGACCCUGUUCCUGAGUGCAGACCCUCCUUCCACAGCCUGGUGACGGAAGUUGACGACAUCCUUUCCUGUCUUGAAGGGGAACACUAUAUCAAUCUAAAGGUGAACUAUGUGAACUUAGACCAGCCGAGGCCUUACCCCCCCAUGUCGGAGUCUGCCGAUGAAGCUGAGGGAUCAGACUUGGACUAACACUAAGUGGACCUAUAAAAGGCGGACUUUAGUCUUAAUAUUGGUGAGCAUACAGUCGAUUGGCUGAAGGGAUUCCAUCCACUCAUCUGUCUGUUCGGGGAUGCUGGAGCCUAUCCCAGCUUCUGUGGGGAAAAGCCUGGACUGUUUGCAGAUCAAAAACAAGGAUACAAGAUUAAUAACCACAAACUUAAAAAGGACAAUUUAGACUGUGGGAGGAAACCAUGAGGAGAAGACACAGAAAGGACCCAGCUGGGAUUCGAACCAGCAUCUUCUCACUGUCAGAACGAACCAACCGUCCAGCCCCGACAGCUCUCCUUCAUCAGACUACUUUUACACCAGUGGGCCUAUUACAUUCCUUUUUGGGGCCUUUGAAAGCAGGUGUUUGUUUUAAAAUGUUGAUUUUUCCGCUCAUCCUCUAAACUGGAUCCUUCUCUCAAGAUAAGUUUUAAAAACACUUAUUUUGACUUUUUUAUAUUAAUUAUCGGGCAUAUCUGUUUAUAAAAGUAGGAAAAUGUCAAGUUUUACCAGAUAUUAUUCACAAGCUUAUGAGAAAACUCUGAGGACCCAGCAUUCUAGUAGUAUUUAAACGCAUCACUUACUGCUGAAUCUCUGAGACGUGAAAAGAGUCUAACCACACAUUUGUGUGUAACUGAGGUUUUGUGUGUGCGUAACAAGCAGUUGUGCGUAAUUUAUAAAGAUCUGUGUGUGUGAUUAGUUUCAAACUGUUGUAAUUUAAAUGUGUUCAUCUGUAAAUUGUAUUAUUUUUUUUUAUUUCACAAUUUUUUUACUUAUUCACUUAACAUUAUCAAUCAAGAAUUUCGCACGCACAAAUCCUAAGUUACGCACAAAUCAGGAAAUACACAUUCAUGAAUUGGGUUUAUACUUAUUUCUCUCCAUACAUUUCUAUCAAUCUUCAAACACAAAUGUGACAAAAUGAAUGUAACGUGUUCCUGCUCUGACAUUUGUGAAAUAAAAUGAAAAUUUUGCUGCACUUA
Oryzias melastigma (Indian medaka) is the source of this 5354-nucleotide messenger RNA. Its product is annotated as macrophage-stimulating protein receptor. Gene Ontology annotation, cellular component: signaling receptor complex; membrane. Gene Ontology annotation, molecular function: protein binding; transmembrane receptor protein tyrosine kinase activity; ATP binding. The transcript is spliced from 21 exons. Gene Ontology annotation, biological process: multicellular organism development; positive regulation of kinase activity; cell migration. The coding region runs from base 259 to 4359 and encodes 1366 amino acids. Lineage: Eukaryota; Metazoa; Chordata; Actinopteri; Beloniformes; Adrianichthyidae. The record is from RefSeq and is a predicted model, not a curated record.